This is a messenger RNA of Leptomonas pyrrhocoris, 3472 nucleotides long. RefSeq lists its product as hypothetical. The record is from RefSeq and is a predicted model, not a curated record. Lineage: Eukaryota; Euglenozoa; Kinetoplastea; Trypanosomatida; Trypanosomatidae. Bases 371 to 3472 code for a protein of 1033 amino acids. The transcript has a single exon.
GUGUUGACACAUUUUUUAGUUCUACCUAAAUUUAAAACCGCUAUUUUUUUCUUUUACAUCCAAAGCGUCCUCUUCCACCUGCAAAUCGCCGUGCUGGCGAGUACCGGCGUAGGUGACUAUUCUCCUUCAACAGAUUAGGUCCGAGACGUUCAAUUAACGCUGUUGUCUUCAUUAUUUAUUUUACAUCCGCUACUCAUCGCUGACGUCAACGGUUGUGUGCUUAUACAUACACUCACAACUCCAUUAGCAAAUACACUGCAAAUACAUUCAAUAUACAUUCAAUGUGCCCUGACUAUUGAGACCGUCUUCACUUUCUUCUGUAUUCAACGCACGCUUUAACUGCUGAGCUCUGACUCGCCUCUUCGAUGACAUGAUUAGCCCGACUUUCAAAGUUCAGCAAGUGCAAACGGGCGUGUUCAUCUACCCACCGGACAAAGAUGGGGAUGAGACGCUGUCCGUGUCCGGCACCCAGCAGGUGACGCUGCACUGCGCGGGCGACCUCAGCUCCGAGCCCUUCCCCUUCGACACGGUGGUGCACGCCCCCUUCUACACCACCCUCUACGCGAUGUGCGUGGCGGACAACGUGCGGGCGCAGUUCGGUGCGGCGGUGCGGCGACCCGCCGCGGCCUGCACGAGUGCACCGCGCCGCUCCACGGUGCUGCACGGCGACCCCGCGUCCCACGUGGCGAAGGCGUUCUACCAGGUGGUGCGGCUGGCCGCGGAGGACGUGGUGCGGCUCUGCGGCGCGCAGCACGCGGGAAGCCCCUGCGAGUGCGUGUUCAACGCUGCGCGUGUGUACCCGUGGGGGGAGGAGGACCCGCUGGGCGAGGCGCUGCGCGUGGGCGCCGCGACGUCGCCGCUGUUGCAGCAGAAGACGACGGUGCCGCUGCAGACGCCGGCGCAGCAGCGGCUGUUCGCAACGGUGCUGAAGCAGCUGUGCAGCCUGCCGCCCGACGCCGAGCGCGGUGAGGCCUCUGCGUGCGUGCGUCAGGUGCGGCUGGCGGUGUACACGUGCGGCGGCGGCGACGCGGCGGUGGCGGGGCGUGUGCUGUGCGCGGAGCACCUCUUCUCGCUGGUGCCGUCCAUCUGCGACGUGUGCACGAGCUUCGGCACAACGAUGGAGGCGCUGUGCGAGGUGCUCGUGUGCCGCCGCGAGGGCAACCUGCUGGACAACCCGCUGCUGCCGGUGCUGCUGCCCGGUGUGGCGAUUGAGGGCCUCAGCGUGCUGACGUGCAUCUCUGCGAAGGGCCGCUACGCCAGCCGUCCGUGCAUCGACGCCUGUUGCUUCGGCUGUAACGGUGCUCCAUCGGCGAGAUCAAGCACUAUGCAUGCCGGGUCAACUGCAAAACACACCUUAUCACCUGACAAACCUUCUGUUGACCGGUCGAGAACACUUCUCACUCCUCCUUUCAUUAACCCGUUAACUUCCUCCUUCCAGAGGAUGACGGAGGAAUUGCUGACUUCUGUUGGCCCGCAGAAGGCACAACCCCCAAGUGCGGCCCCGCACACGUCCUCGCCGGCACAGACGCCACUACAGCGUGGCCCCGCCGGAUCCGUUACUUCCAACGGCACGUCCUCACCCUUCUGGCGUCGUAGGGUGGAAGAGUCGUUGUUCGUGCGUCUCCACGAGCCCCCUGAAGUCUCACCUGACUGCCGCACUCACGCUGCUCCCUCCACUACCCCCUCCCUCAUCUCUCAUUCAGCCAACACGCCCGACACCCCUCAGCCUAAAUCGGCUGAGCCCAUUCAACGACCGAUGGCAUCUGCAUCGCCGGUCUCUGAUGCAAUCACUGAAACGGCAGCAAGCAGCGUAGAGCAGCUGCAGAGAGCGCAGGAGCGGGUUGCCCGCCCAAAUGACGAGUCGCUGCUCGACCGUGUGACGGUGGCGGAGGGGCGGGCGGAGGCGGCGGUGCAGGCGGCACGAGAACGGGAGGUGGAGGCGCUCGAGCAGUUGAGGGCGAUGGAGGAGAAGAUGAGCGAGAUGCGCAGCGCCUACACAACGCAGGAGGCGUCACUGCUGAUACGGCAGCGGAUGUUGCAGCAGUCGUGCACGGAGUUGGAGACGCAGGAGCAGCGGCUGCUUGCGGCAGCGGAGGAGCGGCGGUGCGCGGCGGACGAGUUAGAGCGCGCGGCGCGCCAGCGGGCGGUUCUGGAACUGCGCUACGGAGACUGCGUGAGAGAGGCGUGUCGUGAGUACGCGUGCGCGGUGGCUGCAAAGAUUGCGGUGCUUGACGCCCACACGCACUCGCUGGCGGACGAGGCAUGCCUAGACGCGUGGUCGACACACCUUUCGCAGCUGCAGCGGCAGAGCAAAGAGGCGGAGGAACGACUGGAAGAGGUCGUGAAGCAGAGCGGCGCUGAGCUGCGCCGCGUUGUUGACCUGCACCGUGAGGAAGACGACCUGAAGCGAGCGGUCGACGCUCUGCGGAGCGACUGCGCACAAGUUCAGUGCAGCAUCCACCAGCUGGAGAGAGCGCGUGAGGAGCAGCAGCAACGGAUCGAUGCCGAGGUGCGUGAGGCUGCAGCAACGCAGGAGACUGCACUGAGGGACUACGACGAGAGCGUGGCAGUGCUGAGGCGUUUACGAACCGAUCAGCAGGGUUUGCGGAAGAGGCUCGAGGAGCUGGAUGCGGAUUGCCAGCAACAGCAGUCCAGGCGCGACGAGGCGAGGAAAGAACUUGCUGAUGUGAGAGCAGUCCUAGCCGAACUCCGCUCCGCACACGCCCGCGCAGAGAAAAAGAACCUCCGGAAAAUGGAGACAUUGAACGCUGAGGUCGACGAUACGACGCACAAGCUGGACGCGCUGCGCUCGCGCGCGGCGGACGAGGAGGAGCGUCUUCGCGCUGCGGCGGAGGAGUACGACGCGCACCGCGCCGCAGAGGCGCUCGAGGCCUUUGCGCGCGCGCAGGCGGAGGAGCACGACUGCGUCGCGCGCGCGGAGCAGGAUGCCCGGGACGCGGUGUGCGCGGAGCAGGCCGCUGCGCUGCAGCAAGCGGUGGCGGACCUCGCUGCGCGCAUGGCGGACACCGCCGGGCAGGUCGCCGCGGACGCGACGGCGCAGCAGCGCGCACUGCAGGCGGAGCUGGAGCGUCUGCGGGGCGAGCGCGAGGCCGUGGCGGACGAGCUGGCGGCGUUGACGUCGCAGCAGGCACAUUUGAAGGACGGUGAAGAGAAGUGUUCUUUUUUCAACGCAACUGGUAUUGUGGUGGAUGAGUUGCGGAAAACUGUUGAGGAACUUGCGGACGCGACGGACGAACUGGGAGAGGUGGAGGAUGCUUUAAUUGAGGAGACAGAGAGGGCACUUCUCACCUUCCGUCGUUGUGAUGGUGAAUUGACGUUGCGGGUAGAGCGGCUGCUGGAUCGAUGCGCGAGCUUCAUGGACGUGGAGAGCCGUAUCGUGUCGCGCGCAUCUUCCGCGUUUCCGUCUCCGUCGAUUCAUAGCCGUCGUACAGCGCCUAGAAGUAGCAACUAG